AUGCAAAAGGUACAAGGGGCAGAGCUGAAGCUAGGAAUAAAAAUGGAAAAGCAGGAUUCAGCAGGACCCGAAUCAGGGGGGAAACUGGCGGGCAGAGGAAGAGACCCUCAUGUUGUGCAACAGGAAACCAUCCAAGAGCUUCUAACAGGGGCAGCCCCGCAACAAAUUAAACAAGAACCAGAUGAGGGGCUUCGGCAAUGCUGGGAAGCUCAGUGGCAGGAGUUCUUGAAGACAGUCAAGUCCCCUCACCCAGAAUGGAGACACUCGCAGCUGUCCCAUUCUGUUUUGGAGGCAAAUUUGAAGUCGAUCCAGGCCUCCUUCAAGGGAUCAGCCGACGCCAGCCAGUGGCCUAGAGGAGAAUGGUUGACUCAGACCCUACCGGACCUCUUAGGCGAAGCACAACAGGCCUGCAAAAGCCUAGAUUCUUCUCAGACAGUGAAGGUUGAGGUUCUGGAUGAGGAGGACAUGAUAAGCCUGGAGAUGCGGCGUGAGCGCUUCAGGCAGUUCUCCUACCACGAGGCUGAGGGCCCCCGCGAGAUUUGCCGGCAGCUCCAAGAACUUUGCCGCCAGUGGCUGAGUCCCGAGAAGCACACCAAGGAACAGAUCCUGGAGCUGCUGAUCCUGGAGCAGUUCUUGACCAUCCUUCCCUGGGAAAUGCAGAACUGGGUCAGGGAACGCGGCCCCGAGACCUGCGCUGAGGCCGUGGUCCUGGCAGAGGAUUUUCUCCUGAUGCUCCCGGAGCCUGAGGGACAGAAACCAGAGACUCCCGAACUGUUGGAGGAAGCGUUUAUUAGCACCCCCAAAUCUGAGCAAGAUCCAUCAGAUGCUGUACAGAUUCCCCUCUCCGUGGAAACCAGCUUGCUGGGUGAUGAUAAAGUUCUGGAGAACGAAGAGGAUGCUUUUUGUCUGCAAAGGCCCGAGAGUGAACCAACGGGUGUCCAUGGAAUACCCAUGGAAAAAGCCAAGGGGAAAUUUUUCCUGGGUCCUGAGUUGGAAGAGAUUCCUGAAGGUCAGCAGGGACCUGAAAGGCACCAGGAAAGCUAUUUGUGGAAGAUGGCCGAACAAGCUCUUCUGUGUGAGGACGGGGAGCAUGGCUUCCAUGAAAGCCCCUUCCAAGAAAGGACUGAAAAAUGCCAGAGAGACGGCACGGUUGCGGAAUUCGAGAAGAGCCUCCGCCAGAGCUUGGACCUUCUCAAGAACCAGAAGAAGCGGAUGAGGAAAUUCAAAUGCUCCUAUUGCGGGGCGACCUCCAACAUCAGAGCGAACAUUGUGGUGCACGAACGGAUUCACACCGGGGAGAAACCUUACUCCUGCUUAACCUGCGGCAAGAGCUUCAGUCGGAAAUCGACCCUCGUCCGACACAAGAGGACGCACACAGGGGAGAAGCCGUACGAAUGCUCGGUCUGUGGGAAAAGCUUCAGCAUUCGCUGUAACCUCUUGCGGCACGAGAGGGUCCACACGGGCGAGAAGCCCUAUCAUUGUACGUACUGUGGCCAGAGCUUCAGUCGCAGACUUUUGCUCAUUAUACACGAGAGGACCCACACGGGAGAUAAAACCGUAUAA
Messenger RNA from Euleptes europaea (tarantolino), 1563 nucleotides. RefSeq names its product zinc finger protein 24-like. The transcript is spliced from 4 exons. Gene Ontology annotation, molecular function: RNA polymerase II cis-regulatory region sequence-specific DNA binding; DNA-binding transcription factor activity, RNA polymerase II-specific. The record is from RefSeq and is a predicted model, not a curated record. Bases 1 to 1563 code for a protein of 520 amino acids. NCBI's taxonomy places the organism in Eukaryota, Metazoa, Chordata, Lepidosauria, Squamata, Sphaerodactylidae. Gene Ontology annotation, biological process: regulation of transcription by RNA polymerase II.